CGCUUCGUCUGCUUCUUCGCACGGUCGUGCGGUCACAUGCGCAGGUACCGAAACUAUGCCAUUAUUUUUGUGAUAGAGCAGCACGUCAUGCCGCAUGUGUACUGGGCGCGCUAACGGCCAUGAUCCAUGUGACGUCACAUAGCGAUAUAUAUAUGUACGCCGGCACUGAAUAAACUGAUUCCAUUCCCGGUUUGGCUGCGUGAUGACGUUAUAACAACUGGCGACGAGGGUCUUGCAUACCCACGUAAGCGACGGCCUUGGUCCUGCACGGGUGGACAGGCACGAACGGAAGCAAGCGAGCGGAGUUUUCGUCCAGCUUCAAGGCGCUGCACGGGCUCCCGGAGUACGGCACCGCCCACCGAACACCCCUGCGGAGGAAGCACUCGGCCACAAGGAACGACAACGGGGCUUGGAGCUGGCAGCACGUCCAAGCAAGGAAACGCCAAACUGAUGAGUAACGGAUAUAUGUACUGCUGUCGAAAUGCCGCCACUGGGAAAGAUGUCCGAGUUCGACCCGAAAACGCAAAACUUCGAGUCGUACUUAGAGCGUUUUGAACAUUUCUUAACGGCUAAUGAUAUCGCCGACGCAAAGGAGCGCCGCCUUCCCGUCUUUUUGACAGUCAUAGGACCAGAGGCUUACGAAGUACUGAGAAGUCUUGUUGUGCCGGCUGCCCCGGGAGAAAAGUCAUACGCAGAAGUUAAACGCCUCCUGAAGGAGCACUACAGCCCCAGGAGUUCCGUUAUAGCAGAACGAUGCAAGUUCAACCGGCGCGUACAACAGGAGGGCGAAAGCGUGGAGGAGUUCAUCGUGGAACUUAAACAUUUAGUCAGGAAGUGUGACUACGGUGACUUUUUGCAAGACGCCUUCCGAGAUAGGCUGGUUGCUGGCAUACGGAACGAAGAGACCCAGCGUGCCCUGUUUGCUGAACGAGAGCUGACAUUUGAUGAGACCAGUUCCGUUUGCGUUGCAGGAAAAAGUUGA
Molecule: messenger RNA, 982 nt
Organism: Dermacentor albipictus
Lineage: Eukaryota; Metazoa; Arthropoda; Arachnida; Ixodida; Ixodidae
Source: RefSeq, a predicted model, not a curated record